UUUUCCCCCCUCUUUUUCUUCUCUCCCUUUAUUCUCUAUCAUCCUUUUGGAACUUUGUUUCUCCUUACAUUACAACAAUCAAAAGUAAAACAUGGUCUUUCAAUCAAUCACCACAGACUCUAGAGCAGAGUAAGCUAUUUGUUUUAUUUUAAUCUGGUUUACAGAACACCAAGAGGUAAUUCCAGCUAUACAAGGUAGCUCAGCAGUUGUAUCCACAGAUUGCAAAAGAAAUAUAAAAAAGGGUUUGCAUUUAAUUCCCCCUUUAGGAGGUACAAAGAAAUUCCUGACCAAUUUGAUGGGUUAUAAAAAGGCUCAAACACACCCUUCACACUGAAUGAAUAAAUAAGUGACUUAUAAGAAUUUGGGUGAUGCCUUGUUUGUUGUUUUGUACAUGUAGAUUAUGUGCCUAGUGGAGUCUGUACCUCAUAGAUAAUCAAAAAUAGCUGUUUCUAAUGUCUCAUACCCCACCCUCCCUCAUUCUUCUCUAAGAAAGACUGAAUUCUGCCAGGAGGAGGAGGAGGUGAUUAGCCCCAGAGGCUGGCCACUCUGGUCUCUUGAGAGAGAGAAUACUGGGCAAAAACUUUGUCUAUCUGCUUCACUAAAUACUGUUAGUCUAGAGAAAAAAUAUAUUAAGUUCAAGGUCCUAAUUGUUAUCUCUUAAUAGGGAAGGAGUGCUCUUAAGCUCUAAAGCCUUCCCAAAAAACACCAGUUCUACAGUGAGAACUGUAGGGGAGCAAAUAAACCCAUUAACCCAAAUCUUUAACAAAAGAGAAAUCAGAAAAAGUAUGCACAGAAAUAAAUGUACCAGACAAUUCAUGGAGUAAAUGAGCUCUCUCAAGAGGACAGAGAAAUCUUAGCUCAAUUUAAAGUCUCACCCCAAGGGAAAUUCUUUGAAUUUCUAGGGUAUUAAUAUAGGGAUAGGAACAUGAUAUUAUGCCACAGUUCUCUUUUAUUGUCUUGAUUCAGUUUCCCUAAUUAUCCUGACUCAGUUUUCCUAAUUGUUCUUCAAAACCACCCCUCUCUAUCAGAAUAUUUGAUAAAGAUAAAAGAUCUUAUAUUUUAGAAUAACAGAAUGCCUCUCCCCAUCCCAAGCUGCCUCUCCCCAUCUCCGGUGGCUCACCCCACCCUAUCAGAGUCCUGUUCCUGCUCUCAGUAUCCCAAUUCUGCCCCUGCAUCAGUCUAUUUCCUGAGUCUGAGUCAUGUGUAUAUAAGUCAUUGAGAACUGUAAUUGCUGGAUUCUUGGAAAAGAUAGUCUCAUUCAGCCCUGGGACCAAACCAUGGAUCCAUUUGGUCCCAGUAAAUCUCUCCCUUUUAAAUAAAUUAUUAAAUAUUCUCUGAUCUCUAUCUUGCCUCAGUUUCUCCGGCAUUACAAUGAUAGAAACUGCCAGCUCUUCUCUAUGUUGGCUGCUUCCCAGAGUCUUUCCCUCCCUUUGAGGAUCUGAAGUGAAUUUAGAACAAAACUGAAAGCCACAAGACCAGGAUCUCUCCUUUUUGAACUUCACCCCUCAUGCAGACAUAGACCAUAGAGUAAUUGAUUUUCACUAAUGAGAAAAGCCUUUGAGCCAUGAAUUUCAGAAUGAACAAAUAAACAAGCAUUUAUAUAAAAUGAAAAAGCACUUACUAUGUUUAAAGUUCUAUCCUAAGCUCUGAAGAUACGAAUAGAAAAGCAAGACAAUCAUUGCAUGUAAGGAACUCACAUUUUCAGGGAACUCAUAACUUCCAGAGGGCUAGUUCCAGAAAGGAAUGAGCAAAAGUAGGUUUGUGGCAAAAAAUGUGUUUACACUGAGAAACUAUUUCCCUAUGGGCCAAUCCUGGUAGGAAAUUAGCAAAGGUUUGGGGUACAGUCAUUCUUUAUUAGCCUGCUAUGGUUUGGGACUAAUUGUGAUUUUGCUAAUUUUCAGUUCAUUAAAGGGUGGUGAUUAUGCCCCACACCAAGAUCUCCAAUUGAAUUGUAGGUGGAGAUUAUUAUGGGAGAUUCCCCUAUGAAUAGGAGGAUGAAAUUGCUUCUAAAGGUCGGGAGAGGUUGAGAUUUUAGGGUUUUUCCAACUUGGGUCCACCCUCUCCCCAAAGAUCAGGGGGACACAGUUUACAUCAGUAUCAUAAAUUUUCAAUAACCAGGAAUUUAAGAUGUUUUGAUUUGUAAUACAUGGAUCUAUUGGCUAAUAGAUUUUCUAAAAUUAUAACAGGAGUUCUAAAUCGAUUUUGUAUCAGGAACCCUUUUGUCAUCUUUGUCAGAGCCUCUUUCUCUGAAUAAUGUUUUCAAAUGCAUGGAUUUCUCUCUGCCAGGAUUUCUCUACACCCUUUGUUUAUCUCUCUGCCAAGAUUUCUCUGCUAGAAACUUUAUCUCUCUCUGUCAGGACCUUACUACUGAGGAAGUCAGUCUUCCUAGCAAAGGCUGACUUCUCAGUGCCAACUUCUUUUUGCCAGUAUCACUUUUCAGGUUCAUAAAUAAAUUCUUUUAUGAAGGACUUGCGCCAACCAGAAAGGGUUCCCACAACUCUCUGCACUGCGCCAAACCUCAUCAUUUGAUUCCCCAACCGGGAUCCGAACCUCAUCCUUACAACAUACUUAUAAUCACAAAGAAAACCAAUUAUGUUGAAAUUAAAGUAUGGUUGUUUUCCCAUCCAAGUUCAAAAUCUAUUCAUAGUCAGGUUCUACUGACCAGAAACUAUGAAUUAAUAUUCUACAACAGGAACCUGCUUUUACAUAAAACUUUAGGGUUUGCAAAUUGCUUUCCAUAGGCUAUCUCAUUUGGUUCCCAUAACUAUCCUGUGAAGUGGGUGGUGUAGCAAAAUAAAAGGCAAUUUAGGCCAACAGAAGUGGCCACACAAAAAUACAGAUAGGAGGGCAGCAAGAUGGCGCGGCGCACAGAAUACAGGCCAGGUGUCAGGAGAAUCUGAGUUCAAAAGCGACCCCAGACACCUAACAUUCCCUAGCUGUGUGACCCCGGGCAAGUCACUUAAACCCAAGUGCCGGUAAAAAAAAACCAAAGUGUGCACACCCCCCCAAUACAUAUAUGGCUAAUGUAGCAUAGGCUAUAAAUAUACUGUUGUCAUAGUAAUACUACUAAGAAAAAUUUGCAUUUAAUGUAAGGUUUCCGAGUAAUGAUUUUGACAUUCACAGUAGAAAGCACGAUUUCUCUUUUACAAUGAAAACCUGAGGCAGAAUAAGUUAAAAGACUGGCCCAGGGUCACACAGAGAAAACCUUUCUCCUCCCACUACCGAUGUUCCAAGCCCCGCCCCCUCCCUAGAAAGCGAAAGUCGGUUCCUAGGAAACAUUGGUCAACGCGCGGGCAAGAACGCCAUGCGCAGGCGCAAAACUGAUGCGCUCGGUCUGUGGAGCUAAGUGGCGCUAGUUUUUUCGUUUACGGAAGUGACGUCAGUCGCUGUGGGUGAAGACCCGGAACCGGCGGCGUAGCAUUCUGUGAGUACCGUCGCUGCCCGAGCCUCCGCUAUGAGCUGCACCAUCGAGAAAAUCUUGACCGACGCGAAGACGCUUCUGGAGCGACUACGGGAGCACGACGCGGCCGCCGAGUCUCUGGUGGAUCAGUCGGCCGCCCUACAUCGGCGGGUGGCCGCGAUGAGGGAGGCGGGCGCCGCGCUGCCGGACCAGUACCCGGAGGAUGCGGCGGAACUGAAAGACGCGUCCAAAUACAAGCCGCACAUCCUGCUGUCCCAGGAGAACACGCAGAUCCGGGAGCUGCAGCAGGAGAACCGAGAAUUGUGGAUUUCCUUGGAGGAACACCAGGAUGCUUUGGAACUCAUCAUGAGCAAGUAUAGGAAACAGAUGCUACAAUUAAUGAUUGCUAAAAAAGCAGUGGAUGCUGAACCUGUCUUGAAAGCACACCAGUCUCAUUCUUUAGAAAUUGAAAGUCAGAUUGAUAGAAUCUGUGAAAUGGGAGAAGUAAUGAGGAAAGCUGUUCAGGUGGAUGACGACCAGUUUUGUAAGGUUCAGGAAAAACUAGCUCAACUAGAGCUUGAAAACAAGGAGCUUCGGGAACUGUUGUCCAUCAGUAGUGAGUCUCUCCAGGUGAGGAAGGAAGACUCAAUGGAGAGUGCUUCCCAAGUCACCAAAUAAUGCUCACCUUUUGAACAACUGCUGGAGAGUACCCUGAAGGGAAGGGAAUUGGUAGUUAUUUGCUCUGUGUGUGUUGUCUGUUCAUUGUCAUCUUCCUGCCUCAGGUUUGAUAUGGGGCCCAAGGUACCAGGUGGCAGCUUGAUUGCUUGUCAAAGUCUACUUCUUACAAAUAUUCUUAUAUGUCGGUGAAGGCAUUAUGACUUUCAUUGAGCUGUCUCCACUUCUUUUUCCAGGAGAUGACUUUUGCUUCACUUUUCAUUUUGGGACCUCAGUUUUUCCAAACUAUGUUUCCAUCUUAGUUUUUUUUUUCAUAGCUCCAACAAGUAGAGCAUUUCAUUAUGAGCCAUCAUAAUUAUUUUUAAGUUAGUGAAAUGGAAUUCCAAACAAAGUAUGACAAUUCAGAGCUAUUUGGUUUGGAAAUAGAGUAAAUAGAGCAAAACUAGCAUUUUAUCUUUUUGUAGUACCAUUUAAUUUCCCUAAUGUUUUAAAACUCUUUGGUGCUAGGAAUUGGGGCUUUGUGACCUAGUGUCCUCACUCUUAUUUUGAGAGUACCUAUUAUAGCCAAUCUCAAGAAAACAUACUUGAAAAUUAUAGUCUAUUGUGUCAGAGAUAGUAAAAUUGUUAUGUGAUUAAAGCCAUGGUGUUUUUUUUUUUUAAUCUUAUAUUUCACAUUGUACUCAGUUCAAAGGCUUAAAGUAUUUUUUUCCCUAACAACUGUGUAAAGUCUAUUUUUUAACCUUGUCUGCCUAAAAUUUUUGAUCUGUUGGAAGUCAGCCAGCUAUCUUUAAGGCAUCUCUCAAUGUCCAGUUUUUAAUAACUUUUUAAAAAAAUUGACUACAGGUGUGGUUCUAUAAGUUCCCACCUUUCACAUGAAUUGACAGGAGUUCUCCACAUUCCUGUUUUGCCGUUUUCACCUUGAUGUUUUCCCUAAAAGUUCAGUGGAGAAAAAAUUAUAAAUUCAAAUUCCCAUUUGGGGAGAUUGAUGAUUUCCACUUCAAUUUCAAACACUUAUCCAUCCAUAAAAAUCAUACUUUAGCACAGUGUUGUAUCUUAACAUUUCUUGAGGGUCUCCUGUUAGUUUCUAAACUUGAAGAUCAUUUGAUGCUGUUGCAUAAAUUCUUUGGUUUUAAAGUCACGUUCUUCUACCAUGUUUCAUGGUAAUAUAUUUCUUAUAAAUACUGUCUUAUCUUCCCACCCUGUAGUUGCCACUGUCCUUAUCACAUCUUACUCCCAAGAUUGUUCUUGGGAAUUUAACUCACCUUUAGGAAGCAGUAUUCAAACAGCUUUGAAAUUCAGCUCAAGAAGUCCAGCCUUCAUAAACACUCAGCAUAACUUUGUGUCACAGAGAGUACAUCAUCUGAAAGAGCUUAUUGUGAAGUGUUUUGUGAUAGGUUUCUUUUGCACAAUCACAAAGAAUUUUAUUGCUAUCAUUAGAGCACUUUACCUUCAGCUCCAAGAUCAAAAUAUCCCCCAAAAGUCACGUGUUUCUGAGUCCCAGUGAUGCUAAUUUAUUUUUCCUGUUGAUGGUGUUUAGAGGGACAGACUCAUUUAUGCUUUGAGAACUGGCUAUUCAGUAUCUGAAUACAAUUUUAUUGAAAGCACUAUUGUCCCUUUGUACUGAAUAUGUCUUCUUAUCCAAAAGCAAAUUAAUUUUUAGUCCAACUUUUAUGCCUUAAAGUAUGCCAUUGGUGCCACUUAGAGUCAUACUAAUAGGUAACCCUGCUCUUUCUUUAAUUGACUAUUGUCAUAUUUUAGUGGAAUUGUUCAUUGCCAUAAAGUCAAGUUACUUGUUAAGGUGUUGACAUGGUGUUUACUACACUGUGGUUCUCUGUCAUCUAUCUUUUACUAUUGGAGCCAUUUGAAAUAGCUCUUUACAUCUCAGGUUGAAUAAAUCUGUACAGUGAGUGGUUUAUCCUCCCUCCCCUUUAAAAAAUAAAAUAAAAGUCUUAAAAUGUG
This is a messenger RNA of Antechinus flavipes (yellow-footed antechinus), 6034 nucleotides long. It is a transcript of the gene SIKE1, whose product is annotated as suppressor of IKBKE 1. Lineage: Eukaryota; Metazoa; Chordata; Mammalia; Dasyuromorphia; Dasyuridae. The record is from RefSeq and is a predicted model, not a curated record. The coding region runs from base 3455 to 4078 and encodes 207 amino acids. The transcript is spliced from 5 exons.